Molecule: messenger RNA, 2250 nt
Organism: Psammomys obesus (fat sand rat)
Lineage: Eukaryota; Metazoa; Chordata; Mammalia; Rodentia; Muridae
Product: methionine synthase
Exons: 19
Coding region: 91-2250 (719 amino acids)
Biological process (GO): pteridine-containing compound metabolic process
Molecular function (GO): cobalamin binding; zinc ion binding; methionine synthase activity
Source: RefSeq, a predicted model, not a curated record
GAGCCCUUCAGGAUUGGACCAUACACCAACUUUGUUAACAUUGGAGAGCGCUGUAACGUGGCAGGAUCCAAGAAGUUUGCUAAACUCAUCAUGGCAGGAAACUAUGAAGAAGCCCUGAGCGUUGCCAAAGUGCAGGUGGAAAUGGGAGCUCAGGUGCUGGAUAUCAACAUGGAUGAUGGCAUGCUGGAUGGUCCCAGUGCAAUGACCAGAUUUUGCAACUUCAUUGCUUCUGAGCCUGACAUUGCCAAGGUGCCCCUGUGCAUAGACUCUUCGAAUUUUGCUGUGAUUGAAGCUGGGUUGAAGUGCUGCCAAGGAAAGUGCAUAGUCAACAGCAUCAGUCUGAAGGAGGGGGAGGAGGACUUCCUGGAGAAGGCCAGGAAGAUCAAGAAGUUUGGAGCUGCUGUGGUGGUGAUGGCUUUCGAUGAGGAAGGGCAGGCAACAGAAACAGAUAUUAAAGUCAGUGUGUGCACCCGAGCCUACUAUCUGCUUGUGGAAAAAGUGGGCUUCAAUCCAAGUGACAUCAUCUUUGACCCCAACAUCCUUACCAUUGGCACUGGGAUGGAGGAACAUAACUUGUAUGCUGUCAAUUUUAUUCAUGCAACAAGAGUCAUUAAAGACACAUUACCAGGAGUCAGAAUAAGUGGAGGUCUUUCCAACUUGUCCUUCUCCUUCCGAGGGAUGGAAGCCAUUCGAGAAGCAAUGCAUGGUGUUUUCCUUUACCAUGCAAUCAAGUUUGGUAUGGACAUGGGGAUAGUCAAUGCGGGCAACCUCCCUGUGUACGAUGAUAUCCAUAAGGACCUUCUUCAGCUCUGUGAAGAUCUCAUCUGGAACAAAGACUCUGAAGCUACUGAGAAACUCUUACGAUAUGCUCAGACUCAUGGCAAAGGAGGGAAGAAAGUCAUCCAGACAGAUGAGUGGAGGAAUGGCUCCAUUGAAGAACGCCUUGAGUAUGCCCUUGUGAAGGGCAUCGAAAAACACAUUGUUGAAGAUACUGAAGAAGCCAGGUUAAACCAGGAAAAAUAUCCCCGGCCUCUGAAUAUAAUUGAAGGUCCUUUGAUGAAUGGCAUGAAAGUGGUUGGUGAUCUUUUUGGAGCGGGAAAAAUGUUUCUACCUCAGGUUAUAAAGUCAGCCCGUGUCAUGAAGAAGGCUGUUGGCCACCUUAUCCCUUUCAUGGAAAAAGAAAGAGAAGAAGCCAGAGUGCUUAAUGGUUCGGUUGAAGAAGAGGACCCUUACCAAGGCACCAUUGUGCUGGCCACUGUUAAAGGUGAUGUGCAUGACAUAGGCAAGAACAUAGUUGGUGUGGUACUGGGCUGCAAUAAUUUCAGAGUUAUUGAUUUAGGAGUCAUGACUCCCUGUGAUAAGAUACUUCAGGCUGCUCUGGACCACAAAGCAGAUAUAAUUGGCUUGUCAGGACUUAUCACUCCAUCCCUGGAUGAAAUGAUUUUUGUCGCCAAGGAAAUGGAGAGGUUGGCAAUAAAGAUUCCAUUGUUGAUAGGAGGAGCAACCACUUCAAGAACCCACACAGCAGUUAAAAUAGCACCACGAUACAGUGCGCCUGUAAUCCAUGUCCUAGAUGCAUCCAAGAGUGUGGUGGUGUGUUCUCAGCUGUUAGAUGAAAAUCUGAAAGAUGACUACUUUGAAGAAAUACUAGAAGAAUAUGAAGAUAUUAGACAAGACCACUAUGAGUCUCUCAAAGAGAGAAAAUACUUAACCCUGAGUCAAGCCAGAAAGCAUGGUUUCCACAUUGAUUGGCUGUCUGAACCUCACCCAGUGAAGCCCACAUUUAUUGGGACCCGGGUCUUUGAAAACUACAGCCUGCAAAAGCUGGUGGACUACAUUGACUGGAAGCCUUUCUUUGAUGUCUGGCAGCUCCGGGGCAAGUACCCGAAUCGAGGCUUUCCCAAGAUAUUUAAUGACAAAACAGUAGGUGAAGAAGCCAGAAAGGUAUAUGAUGAUGCUCAGAAUAUGCUGAACAUACUGAUCAGUCAAAAGAAACUCCAGGCUAGGGGUGUGGUUGGAUUUUGGCCAGCACAGAGUGUUCAAGAUGACAUCCACCUGUAUGCAGAAGGCGUGGUGCCCCAGGCUUCAGAGCCCAUAGCCACCUUCUAUGGGCUGAGGCAGCAGGCUGAGAAGGAUCAGUUAGACAAUAUGAGUGGCAGGAAAACUCUGUUGACCCGGAUAAGUGCCGAGGUUACCGAUGCAGAAGGCUGCUGCAUCCAGCCCUCUGUGGAUGCGGGGGAUCUGAACUGA